This is a messenger RNA of Babesia bigemina, 4833 nucleotides long. Its product is annotated as DNA topoisomerase II, putative. Gene Ontology annotation, biological process: resolution of meiotic recombination intermediates; DNA topological change; sister chromatid segregation. The transcript has a single exon. Lineage: Eukaryota; Apicomplexa; Aconoidasida; Piroplasmida; Babesiidae. The record is from RefSeq and is a predicted model, not a curated record. Gene Ontology annotation, cellular component: nucleus. Gene Ontology annotation, molecular function: DNA binding; ATP binding; DNA topoisomerase type II (double strand cut, ATP-hydrolyzing) activity. The coding region runs from base 1 to 4833 and encodes 1610 amino acids.
AUGGCGCCGCAGCAGAAGACGAUCGAGCAGCGCUACCAGAAGAAAUCGCAACUGGAGCACAUUUUGCUCAGGCCGGACACUUACAUCGGCAACACAGAGCUGCAGACGCAGCAGAUGUGGGUGUACAAUCCCGAGACCAAACGCAUGGUCUACGAGCCUGUCUCCUUCAUCCCCGGUCUGUACAAGAUAUUCGACGAAAUCCUCGUCAAUGCGGCUGACGUGCACGCCCGACAGCAGUCGGACCCGUCGUUGCACCGUAUGACCUUCAUAAAGGUCAACUUCAACAAGGAGACGGGAGCAGUCACCGUGGCCAACGACGGCGAGCCCAUCCCGGUGCAGAUACACAAGGAGCACAACAUGUACGUGCCGGAGAUGAUCUUCGGCGAGCUGCUUACGUCUGACAACUAUGACGACUCGGAAGGCCGUAUCACCGGCGGGCGUAACGGUUUCGGCGCCAAGCUGACCAACAUUUUCUCGAAGACCUUCGAAGUCACAUGCGGCGAUAGCCGCAGGCACAAGCAGUUCGGAAUGAAGUGGGAGGAGAAUAUGAAAAAGAUAAAAUCCCCGGCCAAAGUUGUACCGUACCACGGUAAAGACUUCGUCAAAGUCACCUUCGUGCCCGAUUAUGAGCGUUUUGGCAUCACCGCCAUGGACGACGGCACGCUCAAAGUGCUCCUGAAAAGGGUGUAUGACGUCGCGGGCACGACCGGCCUCAAGGUCUUCUGGAACGACGAGAGGCUGCCAAUCAGCGACUUCAAGCACUACGUAUCGCUGUAUUUCGACGAGGAGGCCCAGCUAAUGAAGGUGUACGACAAGGCUUACCGGUGGGAGGUGAUGGUGUCCGCCACCGACGGGAGCGGGUUCCAACAGGUCUCGUUCGUCAACAACAUCACCACUUUGAAGGGCGGUACGCACGUGCAACACGUCCUGGACCCACUCGUGGCAGCGAUCACCAACAAGGUGAAGUCGAAGAACAAGGAUGGCGUGGAGCUGAAACCGUACCAAAUCAAAAACUACAUCUUCCUGUUCGUGAACUGCCAAAUCGUGAACCCGACCUUCGACUCGCAGACCAAGGAGACGCUCACCACGAAGCCAACGAGGUUCGGCAGCAGGUACACCAUGAACCCGAAGGCGGUGGCCCAGAUCCUCAAGAGCACGCUGCUGGAGCGCAUCGUCUCGUUCGCGCAGCACCGGCUGAACAUCGAGCUAAAAAAGAAAAUGAAAGUUACCAAGGCCGUCAACAGGCUCACCGGCAUCCCGAAGCUGGAGGAUGCCAACCGGGCUGGCACCCGCAGCGCACGGGACUGCACCCUCAUCCUCACUGAGGGUGACUCCGCCAAAACGUCAUGCCUCGCCGGAUUGUCGGUCGUGGGUCGAGACAACUACGGCGUGUUCCCGCUGAAAGGAAAACUGUUGAACGUCAGGGACGCUAGUUACAAACAACUUGUGCAAAAUGCAGAGAUACAAAACAUCCUAAAAAUCAUGGGCCUGGACAUCUCCAAAAAGGACCAGACGACCCCAGAAGGACUCAGGUACGGGUCAAUCAUGAUCAUGACCGAUCAGGACUACGACGGCUCGCACAUCAAGGGCCUGCUCAUAAACCUGCUGCACUACUUCUGGCCGAAGAUGAUCCAGUACCGGGGCUUCAUCAGGGAGUUCGUCACUCCGCUGAUAAAGGCCACGAAAGGUGACGCCGUGGUAUCGUUCUUCACGAUGCAGGAUUAUGUGCACUGGGUGAACAGCACCAACGUGUCCGGGUGGCGCAUCAAGUACUACAAAGGUCUCGGGACGUCGACCGACAAGGAGUUCAAGGAGUACUUCACGAACAUCCGGCAGCACCUGAUCGACUUCGUGUACGAGGACGAGGCGGACGACGACAGCAUCGACAUGGCGUUCAACAAGAAAAGGGUCGACGACCGGAAGGCGUGGAUGCAGAGCUACGAGCACGGCACCACCGUGGACCACACCAUCAAGAACCUGAAGUACUCCGACUUCAUCAACAAGGAGCUCAUCCAAUUCUCCAUCUACGACACGGAGCGCAGCAUCCCCUCCGUGGUCGACGGGUGGAAACCCGGCCAGCGCAAGGUGCUGUUCGGGUGCCUCAAACGGAACCUGAUCUCCGAGUGCAAGGUGGCGCAGCUGACGGGCUAUGUGGCCGAGCACUCCGCGUACCACCACGGCGAAGCGUCGCUGCAGCAGACCAUCAUCAACAUGGCGCAGGAUUUCGUUGGGUCCAACAACAUAAACGUGCUGGAGCCGUGUGGCCAAUUCGGCAGCCGCAAGGAGGGCGGCAAGGACGCCUCUGCGGCGCGUUACAUCUUCACCAAGCUGAUGCCCAUCACGAGGCUGAUCUUCGUGGAGGAGGACGACAACGUGCUGCAGUACCAAAACGAGGAGGGCCAGAUCAUCGAGCCGUUCUACUACAUCCCCACUAUCCCCAUGGUGCUGGUCAACGGCAGCGAGGGCAUAGGCACCGGUUUCAGCAGCCAGAUCCCCAACUACAACCCGUACGACAUCAUCAGCAACCUCCGUCUGUACCUGAGCAACCGGGACAUGAAGCCCAUGGUCCCGUGGUAUCGCAAGUUCACGGGCAGGAUAGAACCGAACGACAAAGGCGGUUUCGACUGCAUCGGAACGUACCAAUGGCUGGGUGAAGAGGGCCUGCUUGAGAUCACCGAGCUGCCGAUCCGUCGUUGGACCCACGACUACAAGGUGUUUUUGGAAAGCCUGGAGCAGGGCGUGGGCAGAAGAGACCCGUUGAUCCUGGGGUUCGUGGACAACUCCACCCACGAAAGCGUGCAUUUCACUGUCAACGUGAACGCCGACGCCAUGGAGGAGAUUUUGAACGAGGGCGUGGAGAAGGUCUUCAAGCUCCGCACCAGCAUCGCCACCUCCAACAUGACCCUCUUCGACGGCCAGAAGAAGCUCAAGCGUUACAGCAACGAGCUGGAAAUCGUCCGGGAUUUCGCCGCAGUGAGGCUGGAGACGUACGAAAAGAGGCGCCUGUACAUGAUCAACAACCUCCAACUGACGCUGAAACGGAUCAGCAACCAGGUCAGGUUCAUACACAUGGUGAUCAACCAGGAGCUCAUUCUGUUCAAAAAGAAGAAGGCCGUCCUGAUUGCCGAAUUGAAGGAACUGAAGUUCGACCCUCACUCCGAACUUGUCAAGUCCACCGCAGGCAGCGAGGUGACCCCGCCUGUGCUACCCACCGAGCCCGCCACUCCCGCCGGCCAGUCCAGGAGGACCUCAACCCUGGACGCCCAGGCGGCCGACUACAACUACCUGCUCAACAUGCCGCUGUGGUCGCUCACUUUAGAGCAGGUCCAGAAACUGAACGAGGAGCACGCGCAGAAGGAAGAGCAGCUGCGGCAGCUCAUGGUCACCACCGUCACCGACAUGUGGCUGGAGGACCUGGACCGCCUCGAGACGGCCAUGAGGGCGACGUACCGUCAACAGGAAACCGCGGCACCCACCCCCUCCAGGGCGGCGCUGCUUCAACUCGGGAAACGGAAGUUGAAGUCCACGGGCAACCAAAAGAGUGGCGCGACUCCAAAGGUGGCCGAGAGCCCUGCAGCGCGCACGCCAGCCUCCGCGUCGAACCGCGCCAACAAACGAAGCAAAACCAAGGCCGAUUCCGACGACUACAGCGACUACUAUGACGACGUGACGCUCGUUUCCGACACGUAUACGGACGACGAUGUCGACAUGGUGGAAGCGACACCCAAACCGGCGAAGCCUGCGAAGACCACCCGAAGGCAGAUUUCCAUCGCAACGGCCUUUUCAAACGCAAACAAGGCUGCAGAUAACACGCCACAAACGGGCCAACUAGCCUGCGCCACGCCGGUCGCAACCGAUAGGCCUGCGGAGCUGCCGCCCAACCCGAUGAAGGCGGCGAUGCCCGAAAUCAACGCCGGCACCGAGUCGUUCAACCCCAACCACCGACAGUACGCGCAACACACUGACCUAGAUGAGUCCGACAACGCGUCGAUGACGGCCGAAUCUGACGACGGCUUCUCCCUGAGCCAGAUGGAGUUCUCGCAAGACGCCCUGGCCGCCACGGACAUCGAGCGCCUGAUGGCCGACGCGAGGCGCAAGAAGCAGCAACGUGAGGCCAACCGAACCAAAUCGCUAAACGCGCCACAAUCCGCGCACACCACCCCCAAGGGUGGCGCCAAAACGCCUGCGAGCGCCACCAACACGCCCAAGCGGGGCGCCCGUACCCCCCAAAGGGCCGGCGGCACAACUCCCAAGGGCCUAAAAGCCUCGUCUACGUCCAGCCCGUCGCCCGCCACGGCCAAAAGCCGCAGCACGCCCCAAAGAGGCGGCGCGAAGAAGUUGCAGUACUACGAGUCAAGUGAGGAAGAGGACUACUACGGUGAGGAUGACGAGGAGAGCGGCUACGAGCAAGAGGACGAAGACGAGGAAUACGAGGAGACUACGACCCGCAGCCAGUCGCGCUCCGCACGCCGCGGCGGCACGGCAGCGUCCCAGGACACAGCCGGCAGCCGGUCGAGGCGGAACACCGCCGCCGCCAAGGCGGACGAGGCAAAGAGCAAGCCAACCACGCCCGCCAAAACUACACCGUCCGCUGCCAACCACGGCGAGAAAGCCUCGCCGUCAGGCGCCCCUGGCAGCGGCGACAAAGCGGGCCGGGAGGUUGAUAUCGAUUUCAGCCUUUCCCAGGAGCCGGCCGAGAAUGAGGGUCCACGCGGCGACUCCAGCCCGUCGGACAAACACACAUCGGCGCUGCACAGGGCCGGCUUGGCUAAAUUCAGCGUCAGCCUCGCGGAUAGGCUGCGUAACCUAACUCCGAAGCCACCGCACAACUAG